UUUGGCCGCGGGAAAAACGUGGAUCUCUCUGCGAAUAAUUUGCGCUUAGAAACUUGCUUAAUCCCACUGGAAGUUUCCGCUGCUACGGCAUUCUGAAUUGCACGCCCUGCUGGACUUUGGACAGCAACAAUUAUGAAUCAGGAGGAGAUUCCGACGAGGGUUACUCGCGGUGCCCUCCGGCGACGUUCUGUCGAUCAGGACGCCACACCACAGAAACCGGUCGCAACCACCGGGGUUUCUGGAACACCGAAGAAAACCACAAGCACAACUAAAAAAGCCGCGGCCUUGGACGCCAUUCAGGAGAGCGAUGUCGCUAGACCCUCCACACCGGUCGGUGGAAGGAAUAAGCGACGCGGAGCGUCAGAAACGGCGGAAAGCCCGCCACCAGCUCCGCUUAGUAACAAACUGGUUCAAUCGCUGAAAGAUGCCGAAUCGGAAAGAUCGUCGGGACGCCGGUCCCGCAACUCUUCGCUGAGCGAGGAAAACGUUAAUGCCUUCAAUGCCAGCAUGGAUGCCGGUGGAAACCGUCCGCGUACUCCCGCACGGCUGCGAUCGUCGCAGGAAGUGCUUACCAGCACCCCGCAGACGGCACCCGCUGGACUAAGACGAUCGACGCGACGGAACAGCGUAACUUCAGAUGAUGGAUCAAUUUCGGUGCAGUCGUUGCCGGUAACCAGUGCCGCUAAGACGGUGGGUGCUGGUUUGCGGGUGCUCAAGGAUGAAACGAUACUCGAGGAGGAUGGAAGCGACGAACGCGAGGGAUCCAUCAGCUCGGAAGUGCCAAGCCGCAACAACGCUCAUCGCAAAUCGCUGGUACCUAAGACGUCCUCUCUGAGCCCCAGGGAAGAAAACGGUUCGCCCAGACGUGGUUUACAGCACGAAAUCACGCCUACACGGGGUGCGUCAAAAUCACCUAACCUUGGCUCUGCGCUACGACAGCCGAAUAGCUCGACACGGCCAAAGAAUGUUUCGUUCUCGGAGGCACUGAAAUCGGAGGAUGAGCCAACUGCCUAUCCUAAGACGCCGCUCACAACGGAGAAAAAAUGCAUGCUUGUUUUGCGGGAUUUACGUGACACAUCACUAGUGGAGGGUGAGCUGAGGGUUAAUGCCGAGAUCAGUGUUUCGAGCCACCAGGCGGCAUUAAUCGGAAACAUGAAGGCAAAGACCCCGAGUAAAGCUGAACCGAUUGCAUCGAAUAAUGUUUCUGUAAGCAAGAAAACGGAGUCACCAUCGCCAUCCCCAUCAGGUGCGUCGUCGAAAGAAGAGCCUUCCGAAUCGUCCUCCGGAAACGUAGCAAACGAGGAAACGACAGUACACGACACAUCGGAGGUCGCCAUUGAGCAAAUGCCGGUCACUGGUGCGAGUGAUAUUAGCGGUGUCGAUAUCAUGGAAGCAUCGAUUGUGGACGCACCGGUAAGCCCAUUGAAGUCAGUUAAAAAGGAUGAGCGGCUUUCCAACUCCUGGACCCAGUCUGUGCGCGGAAGCAACGCCCAGAGCAUCGAUAAGUUUAGUGAGCAGAAGCAGGAGAUCGAUCAGAUUGAGCUAAAGAAGCAAGAGGAAGCAUCCAAAGCAUUAUUGCGCUCGCCGCUGGUUAGUGAGAAAUCGACUCAACAGCACGAUUGCACUGAUGAUGAGCAAGCUGAUGAGCAGGCUGACGAAGAUGAAACACCAGUUGGGGAAAAAAGCUUAUGGCUAGACGAUGAAGCGAUGGAAGUGGAUGGCUAUCAAUCUGGUGAUUCGAUGGACAGCGAGGAACGGCGUGAGAUGGAACAGAACGAAAUUCCCAUCGAUGGCGAGGAUCUCGGUAGCGAGGACACGGAAGAGGAAGACGAGCAGGAUGAAGAUAAUGACUCGUUUAUCGUUCCCGACGAUGAAGUAGAAACGGAACUUGAGGAAGAGUCGGAUGUAGAAAGUGGUGUUACUGGCGAGGAAAGCGAGUCCAAUGAGGGCCAUAAUGACAAGAACAGAUCACAGGUUUCUAACAACCGAUCUCCCCAAAAGCUCCCGAAAGAGGAUGAAAUUAAAGAGACGGCCAAGAGUCCGUGUACUCCCAAGAAUACGAACAGUUCGAAGAAAUCAGUGGCUACGCCUAGCGGUACACCAGUAAGGGAAGAAACCGCAAAUGUCAGCAAAACACCAGCAAAAGCAAAUACUCCGACUCAAAAAUCGCCUGCGCUUUCUGAGAAAUUUUAUUCUCCAAGUACAGAAGUAGCAACAGCAGAAGCAGUAACAUCACCGGGACAAGAGAAGAAUGUCGAUGACGAUGUAUCAUUUAUGCGAUCAACGUCUCCGCAAGAAUCGGAUAGCGCCGAAGAAACACUGGAUGCGACCGAAACGGCAGGAUUUGGAGAUGCAUCGCUUAGGGAAGCAAACAAACCAUCUAAGCCCGUAUCCCGUAAAAGCAUGCCGGCAGGAUCAAAGGUAUCCGAUGGGGCAACACCACUCCACACGAUGUCUGCCCGCAAAAGCCUUCCGGCCAACGUGAAACCAUCGAUUUCCGAUGCUGCACCGAGCCAGGCAAAGGCAGCUGCAACGUCUGCUGGGAAUGUUUCGGUGGAGAAAGAAGUGGUUGAAGAAUCCGAUGAUGAAGAUAUGUUCCACGAUACUGUGGAGAUAGUUAUUCCCGAUGAGCAAACAAGUCAAUCUGCCUCGCCCAACGGCAAAUCGAAUGAACUGUCCGAUCAAAUCAUCACGAAUAAACAAGACAUUCCCGAUGAACAACAGAACAACAAGGAGGAGGAGGAGGAGGAGGAUGGUGACGUGAACAGCAUUGACGAUGGCGAAAAGAAGCAUGGCCGUAAAUCAAUGCCAACCGUCCCGCUCACUUCGGCCCAGUUCUACCUUGGAGGGGCAAAGAAACGUAACACGAUUGCCGUGGGCAAUACCAUGCCGAGCUCCGCCGAGCCUAAGCCGACGAAGGAACAACACGUGCCCGCCGAAGAAAACAGCAAAUUAUCGCCCUCUACACAGUCUUCGUCCCUGGUGACUAAUCCUUUCGCAAAGAUAAAGUCUCCGGCUGCAAAGUCCGGUAGCCGUUUGUCGCUGGAUUCGUCGGUUCCGGCAGUGGUUGACAAAACGGUAACAAAAAAGCGAAACUCGUUGCCAUCGACCGCAGAAAAUGGUCGAGAGGUGCAAUCAGAUGCCAUGGAGGUGGAUGAGGAAUUGGACGAGGCAGAAAAAGAACCAAAAAUCGAUUCGGCGGACGAAGGCAAUAGUGAUGGUGACGAAAAGAGCGAUGAGGAAGAGCAAGAAAAAUCUUCACCACAUAUUAAGAAGCAGCAGCAGCCCAAAGCUGCCAAACCGUUGGAAGCGUUCGAUCUGGAAGCCGUGCUGUCCCGUUGCAACGAAGUGGUGCGUGCGACGAAGGAGCGCAAGAAGCAGAGUGCCUCCGCGUUGCAGAAGAAGAAGGAUCAAAAGAAGCGACUGCGCGAGCGUGAGGUUUCCGAUCAGGCGACAGACGAUGGGGAGGGUCAGCAGGAGCAGAAACGUAACCAUGUCACAACGGACGAGGAAAAGGGAGUGGAUACAAAGAUGCAGCAGCAGGACCGGAGUGAUGGGGAUGGCGCUUCGAAGAAGAAAAAGCGCAAGAAGAAGGUGAAGAACUAUUUGCUGGAAGAGCUGGCCGAAGUGAAGAAAGAUCGCGUUGCUCAGGCCCUGCAGCACAAGCUCGAACAGAUCGAACGCCGUAAACAGCUGAAAAAGGAGCGUCGCCAAGCAAAGAAAAUGUUGCAGAAUGGGGAAAACGGGGCCGACAGUCCGGCGGUUGGUAUUGGCGCCAAACUGGAGAAAGUAAAACGCAAAAAGGAAAAGAAGGAAGCGAUACGCAAACUGCUAAAUGGGUCGACCGAGGAAGUAACCGUCGAGGAGCCACCAAAGCCCAUUGUGCGUGCUGCCGUAUCGGCCUAUGCCGCAUUACGUCUCACUGAAACAAUCCAAGUAUCCGAUGCUCCAAACGCCGUCUCGAACGGCACCUCUUCCAACAGUGUUGGAAAGAAGCAGAAGCAUGCUGCUGCAUCGCAACAAAAGCCACGGAAGGGAGAAACGAUGCAAGCAUCAACAUCCGCUACCGUUCCGAAGAAGAGCCUGAGUGUAACGGAUGCCACCAUCCAUGAAGAUGCUAAACGGAAGACUGCAGCAGUUGCCGUUGUGUCGCACAGCGAUGGUCAACUAGUGGUUGGCAAGAAGGCAAAAGUGCGUGCUGCUCAUGGCGCGUUUGAACAGCAGCAACAGUCGCAACCGAAGAAGGUGGUACCGGUUUUGGGAGAACAGAAAAACAACGAUUUGCCGGUCAAGUCCUCGAAGAAAUCGCAACUCCUGAAGCUGAAACCCGGCAAAGCGGCAGCGGAAGCUUCGGUGUUGGAAAACCCUGUCACAAAGAAGGAGAAACUCAAUUCAAAGGUGGCAAUCAAAUCAUCGGCAAGUCUACCGCCGCCCACUGCUACAAUCGUUUCAAAAGCCCUCCGUGAAGUGCGAGCCACAUUCGAUCAUUCGAAAGAAGUUAAAGCAUUGAAAGAGAAGAAAAAGCUAAAGAAAACACAAAACGAAAAUGUUAAUGAAGCCGCAAACGGCACGCCUGCCCCAGUUGUAAAGCUGACGAAACGAAAGCGAUCGCUCGAGGAUGGUGGUGCCACCGUCGCCGGUCCGCUAACACCAAAACCACCGGCAAAACAGAGCAAACUUAAAGCGUUGCAACGAUUGGUCAACGAUUUCGUCGAGAUUUCCGUUACGCCCGAGAAGGAGCGUUUGCGGCGCAACUUUGGCUUCGAAGAGCGACAGGCGACACCCAAACCGGUCGGUUUUAAGGUACGAUCCGUGCUGCCAACGGAAGCAGAAGAAUUACGUUCCAUGGGCGAAGGUGGUCGUAAAAUGAAGGGAAAGCCAUCGGGUGCUUCCAUACCGGAGCCCAACCAUAGCCUUCCACUGCCCGUUUGGACCAGUUCCGGAUUCUUCUUGGAGCAAGAUGAUCUUCCGAAGAAAUCCAACAAAACUGCCGCUGGAGCCGGGGCACCGCCAAAACGGGAUACUGAUAAGGCGAACAACAACUACAUACCGGUAAAGGAGCAUCGCGGCUUCAAGCUGAAAACGUUGCGACAGGGUGGUUCCAAGGGUGGCGCCGCAGCAAACCCUAACCGUAUCGAUACAUCCACCGUCAGCAGCUCCAUUCUUAGCUUCAAACGACAGCAGCUGCUCGACCGGACGGCUCAUUUGCGCGAGAAGAAGGCGAAGUAAGCGGUGGUCGUCGCGUUGCGCCUAAUAUUCGUACAUUGUGUUCUGCAUACUCUAAAAAUGAACAUUUUUUUCUUUUCUUUAAAACGUCUGUAUCGUCACAAUGAGGUUUCGGUAAACUUCAAUGAUUACUUUAUUCCACUAUUUGUGUUUUUUCCUCAUUGUUAAUUAUCCUAAUAAAAAACACUACGCGAGAA
Molecule: messenger RNA, 5423 nt
Organism: Anopheles aquasalis
Lineage: Eukaryota; Metazoa; Arthropoda; Insecta; Diptera; Culicidae
Product: microtubule-associated protein futsch-like
Source: RefSeq, a predicted model, not a curated record